Messenger RNA from Camellia sinensis, 1835 nucleotides. RefSeq lists its product as uncharacterized. Lineage: Eukaryota; Viridiplantae; Streptophyta; Magnoliopsida; Ericales; Theaceae. The record is from RefSeq and is a predicted model, not a curated record.
UCUCUCUCUCUCUCUCUCUCUCUCAUAUCCAAACCCUAAAAAUAUAUGCAUAUCUCUCUACACACUUCACUUCAUCUCUGCCGUACUUCCCCCUCUCUCUCUCUCCCCAAACCCUUCCGUUUCGCUUCUCUUCUUGAUCUACUUAUCUCGUGUUGUCUCCAUCUUCCCUAGAAAAUUGCCUUCCUCAUUUUCCCGAGAAAACCCAUCCCUUCAUUUGUCGCAAUCUGUCGAAAAUCUCUUCAUCUAAUCUCAAUUUGUUCUUAGAUUGUGCUUUCGCUACUGCAAUCCGUGUUUCAUUUUUCAUUUUCCCGAGAAAAUCAUCCUCGUGUCUCAAUCUGAUCCCCCUAAUUAUCAUCGAAUCUUUGUUUCUCUUCAACCCAAGUCAACUUAUUCUCUCUUCGAUCUUUCCAAUCUCCUUCUAAUUCGCGAAAAUUGUUGUUUGCAGUUUUGUAUAUAUUGAUAGGCAUAUAUAUAUAUAUAUAACUGCUGUGCUUUCGUAACGAACUGGCUUUGAGAUCGAGUUGAGAAUGGUGGGAGGUGGAAAUAGAAAGGAUGAGUCGGUGGUUUUGAACAGUACCAACGUGUUUGCGGCUCUCGGAACCCUAAGGAAGAAGAAGAAGUCUGACAAAGAGCAAGGCUCGUCCAAGAGCAAAAGUUCUUCGAAGAAGAAGCAAGACAAGGAGUCUGAGACGCAGGUUUUUUGGGCUCCAACGCCGCUCACGGUGAAAUCGUGGGCGGAUGUUGACGAUGAGGAUGAUGACGAUUACUACGCCACCACCGCUCCGCCUCAAGCUGGUUGGGGUGGUGGUGCAGCGGAUCCCGAACCUACUGCCAAGGAGAGCACGACACCGGUAGAGGAAAGCGAAAGUGAAGAAGGCCUUGAUGAAGUUGAUGAUGAUAAUGAGGAAGAACAUGACCAUGAACCUGAAGUGCCAGUCGAAAAAGAACCAGUUGUUAAGAAGCUUGCUGAAGUUUCUUUGGCUCCUAAAGAUCCAGAAAGGCAGCUUUCAAAGAAGGAACUGAAGAAGAAGGAGCUUGCAGAACUUGAUGCCGUGCUUGCUGAGCUAGGAUAUCCCAAGUCUGAGGCCAGUGGCCAAGAUGAUUCCCGUGCACCUGCAGGUGAUGCACAAGAGAAGAAGCUAGAGAAUCUGAAUGGAGAAGCGGAGAAGAAAGAGAAUGCUCCUGGGGAGAGCAAAAGCGCAAAAAAGAAGAAAAAGAAGGACAAGUCUUUGAAGGAAGCUAAAGAACAGCAAGAUCAGCCCAAUGGCGCUGAUGCCACAAAUGGAGCCGAUGAAUCUGCUGGAACUGACAAGGCCGCAGAAGAUACAUCUGUUGUUGACGUGAAAGAGAAGAUGAAGAAAGUGGCGUCCAUGAAAAAGAAAAAAUCGAGCAAGGAGAUGGAUGCUGCAGCAAGAGCGGCCGCGAGCGAGGCUGCCGCAAGGAAUGCGAAGCUCGCUGCUGCAAAGAAAAAGGAGAAGAACCACUACAAUCAGCAGCCGGUGCGGUAAGGAUGUUUCUUAUGAGAAUAUGUACACCCUGUUUCAUCAUUUGUGUCAUGCGAAAUAAACAUCAGAAUCCGGGUUCAUUGAGGUAUGACCUUCAACAUAGUACUUUUUUGGUUUUUCUUGAUCCGAACAAGAAAAAAAAAAAAAAAAACUGUGGGUUGAAAAGAUUAGGGUUUUUUUAGAUUUUUUUCUAUAUUUUUCCUCCUCUUUCUUUCUGUAUCUGUUGGACAGUUUUGCUGAUGUAGUAGAAUGUUUUUGUGGAUGUUACUCAAGUUGGUCUCUUUUUUGGGUCCUUUAAUUGCUUUAUGAAAUUGCAUGUUGCUUCUUAUA